Messenger RNA from Neoarthrinium moseri, 1371 nucleotides. RefSeq lists its product as uncharacterized. The record is from RefSeq and is a predicted model, not a curated record. The coding region runs from base 1 to 1371 and encodes 456 amino acids. Gene Ontology annotation, cellular component: vacuole; membrane. The transcript has 2 exons. Gene Ontology annotation, biological process: regulation of intracellular pH. NCBI's taxonomy places the organism in Eukaryota, Fungi, Ascomycota, Sordariomycetes, Amphisphaeriales, Apiosporaceae.
AUGAGUCGGUCGCCUGCGUCCUCGGGGCUGCUGCCAAUGCCUGGCUCGCCUUCCUCGUCCUGGGCCAUCUACCAAGCCCGCGUGGCCGCCAUCUUUCGGAACACCGACAACGCGGUCCUCGCAGCCUUCUGGCUGUUUGGCCUUAUCAACAAUGUGCUCUACGUGAUUAUCCUUUCUGCGGCCCAGGACCUGGUCGGUUCCGAUGUCCCGAAAGGCGUCGUGCUCCUCGCCGACGUCUUGCCUUCCUUCUUCACGAAACUCGUCGCGCCCUACUUCAUACACAGGGUUCCCUACUGGGUUCGAAUCAUCUUUUUCGCCGCCGGAUCCUCCUUGGGGAUGCUCCUCAUCGCCCUGACGCCGCCGGACAAAUCGGUCGGGAUCAAGAUGGCUGGCGUAGUCUUCGCCAGUCUCACGAGCGGAGGGGGCGAGCUCAGUUUCUUGGGCUUGACGCAUUAUUACGGACAUAUGAGCCUGGCAGCAUGGGGUAGUGGCACCGGUGCGGCAGGCCUCGUUGGAGCUGGGCUCUAUGCCAUGUUCACCAACUGGUUCGAGUUCAGCGUAAAGAGCAGCUUGCUGUCGUCGGCCUUCCUCCCCGCCUUCAUGCUGAUCAGCUUCUUUGUCAUACUACCCAGGGGGCCUCUCCGCGAAGCUGCAAAGACUAAAGAGUAUCAGACUUUACCUGGGAGCGACCUCGAGCAGGAAGAUGUCGAGGGCCUGCCCACCGAUAAUGCCGCCGCGAGUCUGCUCUCCCCAGGGCCGGCCGUUGCCGCGACAGCUUUAUCGGCCGACGGCGGCGACUCCUUGUCAAAAUUUGGCGCAAAUUUUCGACGCGCCAGGUCAUUAUUCUUCCCGUAUAUGCUUCCUCUGCUGUUGGUCUACGUCGCCGAGUACACCAUCAACCAGGGGGUAUCACCGACGUUGCUCUUCCCCGUAGAGAGCUCGCCAUUCACCGAGCUGAGAGCAUUCUACCCAAUGUAUGGCUUUCUCUACCAGCUUGGCGUCUUUAUCUCACGUUCUUCGAUUGCCUUCAUCCGCAUCCGCCAUCUGUACUUACCCUCUUUCCUCCAGGUAGGCAACCUUGUCUUGCUUACCUUGCAUGCGCUGUUCUUCUUUAUCCCAAGUGUCUACAUCGUGUUCCUUGUCAUAUUCUGGGAGGGCCUUCUUGGCGGUGCUGUGUACGUCAACACCUUUGCUGAGAUUAUGGAGACGGUACCGUCUGCGGAACGCGAGUUCAGUCUCGGCGCCACCAGCGUAAGCGACAGUGCAGGUAUCUGCUUAGCUGGCUUCAUUGGCAUGUCCAUCGAACCAGCGUUGUGCAACUAUCAAGUCCAGCACGGAAGGGACUGGUGCAAGAAGAUCAAGGUUAGCUAG